AUGGAUGGACUGUUGAAAGAACUGACCAAAUUGGAGAAGUUGACGACAGUGAACGGCAAAGGAAUUUCGAUAAUUCAAUCCCUAGACACUCUACUUCAAUCGCUCAAAGAAGCACGAGAAGGAUUUCUGAAAGGAACAUGCUCCGAAGAAGAUUUGAGACGUCUAGCUCAGCUUGUCGAGGCGAAGAAGAAAGAGGUUGAUGACAGACAGAAGGAUAUUUACUCAGUCUUAUCUCGCCUCGGGAAAGCUUUGGACAAGAAAUUCACGGCAACGCUGCCCACAUAUUCCGAUUUGUUUGCCUCCUCGGCUUCUGUUAUGGCCAUUGAAAGAACGAUUGCUUUACACCUUCUCAGAACUGGUCAGUUCGACGUCGCAGAGACCUUCCUCCAGGAAUCUGAAAUCGACAUAUCGAAAGACUUACGAAAUCAGUUCGUCGAGCUGCACCAGAUUCUUAGGCAUCUUAGGGGCCAUGAUAUAGGACCAGCUUUAAGAUGGGCCAAGAAAAAUCAAUCAUUUCUUCGCUCUCGUAACUCUCCCUUGGAAUUCUAUUUGCAUCGCUCGCAGUAUAUCAGACUUCUCUUAUCAACUCACCCUCCAGAUCCUAUUGCAGCAGUCCAGUAUGCACGGGAUAACUUCCGCCCUUUCUACAAUGACCACGAAACAGAAUUUCGGCGCCUGAUGGCAUGCACCGCCUUUUUACCUUUGCAUGUCCUUCAAAAUUCGACGUAUAGGGAUCUUGCUGAUCCUACAAUUCACUUUGACCUCGAACCUUUGUUUGCCAAAGAAUAUUGUGCCAGCCUUGGUAUGAGUCGACAAGUUCCGCUCAGAGUCGUAGGCGAUAUUGGUGGGGGAGGUGCAUUGGCACGGAUUGAGAAAGGUCGGAAGGUCAUGGGUGAUAGGAAGAACGACUGGAAUCAAAUGGAGGAAUUGCCAAUUGAAAUUCCCCUUGCUUCUGACAAUCGCUAUCAUUCAAUAUUCGCUUGUCUGGUUUCAAAAGAGCAAUCCACGGAAGCCAAUCCGCCUAUGAUGAUGACCUGUGGGCAUGUAAUUUCAAAGGACAGUCUGCAGAAACUAAACAAAUCCGGAGGACGUUCAAAAUGCCCUUACUGUCCAGUGGAAACUAUGCAGGGAGCUGCCCAGCGCUUGUACCUCUGA
This is a messenger RNA of Psilocybe cubensis, 1155 nucleotides long. RefSeq lists its product as uncharacterized. Gene Ontology annotation, biological process: proteasome-mediated ubiquitin-dependent protein catabolic process. Gene Ontology annotation, cellular component: nucleus; GID complex; cytoplasm. The transcript has 6 exons. The record is from RefSeq and is a predicted model, not a curated record. Lineage: Eukaryota; Fungi; Basidiomycota; Agaricomycetes; Agaricales; Agrocybaceae. Gene Ontology annotation, molecular function: ubiquitin protein ligase activity. Bases 1 to 1155 code for a protein of 384 amino acids.